AUAUGUUUCAGGUUCCUCCUAACAGUGUGCUUAACUCCCCAGCAAUGGAACAUUUUCAAAACCCUAACCCUUAUCCUACUGGUUAUCAUGUUUCCGAAUUCUUCGAUACGUCGGACUUCGAACUCUCCGACUAUCUCGUGGUUGGAGACGGUUCCGAGGGAGGUUUGUUGGCGGCGGCGUCUGACAAUGUUACUGAGGGUUCCACUGAAUUUGGCAGUUCAGCUCCAAGAACUAGUAACAGCAUAAAUUUUAGAAAUGGAUCCAAGAAAAACAAGGUGGAUGGAGGAGGGUUUAGGGUUGCGUUUAGGACGAAAUCGGAUCUGGAGAUCAUGGAUGAUGGAUUCAAAUGGAGAAAGUAUGGAAAGAAGAUGGUGAAGAACAGUCCAAAUCCAAGGAAUUACUACAAGUGUUCAAGUGAAGAAUGCUAUGUUAAAAAGAGGGUAGAAAGGGACAGGGAAGACCCAAGCUAUGUGAUAACAACAUAUGAUGGAGUGCACAACCAUGAGAGCCCUUCUGUGGUCUAUUACAAUCAGCAGCCUCUCAUGAUUCCUGAUGGCUGGACUCUACAAGCUUCCUCUUCUCUCUCCUCUUCUUCAUAAGUUGGCAUAUGCCUUUUUCUUUUUCUUGUUUCUACUUGGUUAUGAGAGUUAUAUAUCCUUUGUUUUUAGAACUGUAAUAUUUUCAUGUUUGAUCAAAAGUCUAAUCCAUGUACUAUACUAUAAUGAUUUUGGGUGGUGGAGUGGGUACUAAUGCAGCACGAAUAGCAGAUGAUUAUACAAAUAUCCUGUGAUGGUUGGAAAUCAAAAUAGGAAACUGAUGCAUCACGUAUGAGAGAAAAGAGAUGAUUAUAUAGUAGAUCAAGAUCAUCGAAAAUAGAGCUGAUAAGAUGUCAGG
Ilex paraguariensis (yerba mate) is the source of this 894-nucleotide messenger RNA. The record is from the annotation of a GenBank genome assembly. Lineage: Eukaryota; Viridiplantae; Streptophyta; Magnoliopsida; Aquifoliales; Aquifoliaceae.